Messenger RNA from Funneliformis caledonium, 265 nucleotides. The record is from the annotation of a GenBank genome assembly. NCBI's taxonomy places the organism in Eukaryota, Fungi, Glomeromycota, Glomeromycetes, Glomerales, Glomeraceae.
AUGGGAUUACAACUACAACUGAUCGCACGCAUCGGAAAAGAAAAGACGGAACCAAUGGCUAAUCCAAGUACUAGGCAAAAAGACAUAAUAGUUCCCGCUAAACCUUUAUUAACGCCUUCAACUUGUGGCGCAGCCAUCAUUGUUCUUGUUCCAUAUGAACCAACAUCAACAUUGCACAUUAAGAAAAUUGGAAAAAAUAUAAUACGUGCAAUCGACAUGAGUGCAAGUUUUACAGAAUCUGUUGUGACAAAUGAUUGUAAAGAUG